Messenger RNA from Suillus discolor, 555 nucleotides. RefSeq lists its product as uncharacterized. The transcript has a single exon. The record is from RefSeq and is a predicted model, not a curated record. NCBI's taxonomy places the organism in Eukaryota, Fungi, Basidiomycota, Agaricomycetes, Boletales, Suillaceae. The coding region runs from base 65 to 385 and encodes 106 amino acids.
GUGCGAACUGACACCUUCCUUUCAGCUCAAACCAAUUGACAUCGACCUCAUCCGUCAACGAGCUAUGAACGUGAACACUCUUCCAUUCAUGUUGUGGUAUGCUUCACUAUCCUUGCCUUUGCUGACUUCUCUCACAGGCACUGAUCUUCAUCACCUAUUCGCAGUGCGACAUCGAACGCUCAACACCAGGACACACCGACAAGCUACACCCAGAAUUCAUACCGUUCAUCGCCCCCUUCACCUUUCGCAAACACUAUCACUAAUUGCACCCUCUAGCACUAAUCCUAAAUGCACCAACAUUUUUUCUAUACCAAAUCACAUCAAACUGUACUUUCCAGCACUCCCGCAACUUCCCAGUCAUCCAACAGUCAUUAGACUGGUUUAAUUCCACUACUUGCUAGGUCUUGAGAGAUGUUUUAUUACUUUAGCUACCACCAACCAACUAUUUUUGCCAGUUUUUGCUGUUCUCUCGUGAUUCCAAUUCUUUCUCCUCUCCAAAUUAACAUCAUUUAAUUUACUUCACUAAGGCAGCAAAGCCCUCCUCUGGCGACUCGC